AUGUCUGCCAGUCUCAGAGACCGUGGUGACUAUUUAUUGAAAUGCAUUGGCUACAGGGUAAGACGGACAAUCAGUGACGGUUUGUUCUCCAAGGUCAAGGAGGCUGUCUCAGUGACCUACAAAUGCAAAGUAGCAAUCAAAGAGUAUGAUACCAAACGAAUAGACCCAGAGUUUGUUACUAAGUUCUUGCCCCGGGAAACUUCUAUCCUAAGGUCUUUGCAUCACCCUAAUAUUGUUCAUAUCUUUGAGUUAAUCAAAACAAACAACAGUCUACAGUACAUCAUCAUGGAGAUGUGCGAGACAGAUCUCUUGACUGUGGUGCAACAAGAAGAAAGAAUAAAACCGCCAAAUGACAAACGCUUAUUUAGAGAGAUUGCCAGUGCUGUACACUACUUACAUGAGCAUCACCUGGUCCACCGUGACUUAAAAUGUGAAAAUGUGCUUCUUACCAAGAAUGGAAGAGCCAAAAUCACUGACUUCAGCUUCGCGAAAACCUCCCUAGGCCCUACAGACCUUUCUGCUACAUACUGCGGGUCCCUUGCCUAUAGUCCACCUGAGGUAAUUAUGUGUCUUCCAUACGAUGCAAAGAAGUUUGACAUAUGGAGCCUUGGAGUGCUGCUUUUUGUUAUGGUGACUGGUGUUUUUCCUUUUGAUCCAUCAAAUGUUGCAUUAUUGGUUGAGAUGCAAAAAAGGGGGGUAGUAUUCCCAGCGUCUGUGCCCAUAGACAAUGCAUGUAAGACUCUUAUACAACAGAUGCUGGAUUACAACCCUGCAAGCCGACCUGAUACCAGCACUGUGCUGAACAGCCGCUGGUUGUGUGACAUGGAACAGAAAUCAUAA
Bombina bombina (fire-bellied toad) is the source of this 840-nucleotide messenger RNA. It is a transcript of the gene TSSK6, whose product is annotated as testis specific serine kinase 6. The transcript is spliced from 2 exons. The coding region runs from base 1 to 840 and encodes 279 amino acids. The record is from RefSeq and is a predicted model, not a curated record. NCBI's taxonomy places the organism in Eukaryota, Metazoa, Chordata, Amphibia, Anura, Bombinatoridae. Gene Ontology annotation, biological process: microtubule cytoskeleton organization; intracellular signal transduction; protein phosphorylation. Gene Ontology annotation, molecular function: protein serine/threonine kinase activity; ATP binding; tau-protein kinase activity. Gene Ontology annotation, cellular component: cytoplasm.